Molecule: messenger RNA, 1765 nt
Organism: Patella vulgata (common limpet)
Lineage: Eukaryota; Metazoa; Mollusca; Gastropoda; Patellidae
Product: protein amnionless
Exons: 14
Coding region: 139-1719 (526 amino acids)
Biological process (GO): intracellular protein localization; receptor-mediated endocytosis
Cellular component (GO): apical plasma membrane; endocytic vesicle
Source: RefSeq, a predicted model, not a curated record
UUAAACGACAUCGUCAUCGGUCUGAACAUGUAGUUGGAGAUUAAUUAGAAAGUAUGUGUAUACGCCUCCUUUUUAAGUUGUGCGUUUAUUACAAGUUGAUAUUAAAUUAGUUAAGAGACGGGAACUGACCAAUGAAUUAUGUUUUCGAAGUAUAUAUAUUGUUUACUUCUUAUUGUCCUACAACACACAGGUUCAGUUCAAAGUAUAUACAAACGAUGGAAACCAAACACUAACUUUGAGAAUCCAAACAACUGGAAUGUUGGACGUGUACCAUGUGGUAGCGACAUUGUUAAGUUUGCAACUGGCGAUGCACUAAGUCCUACUGUUUACAUUCAAACCAAUACAACAAUAAAGGAACUGUGGCUUCCAAUGAAUGGCGAGCUGAUAUUUGGCGAUAAUUCGAUUCUAAGUUUCACAGAUACGGCAACAGAUGAUGCGAAUUGUCCCGAUGCUGAUGGAGAGCUGGAAUAUAUUCGUGGACCAAAAGAAUGGGUUGAUCCGGACAACUGGUGUUAUUCUCAAACAGAACGUGGUGACUGCCAGGAUAUACCCUUACUGGAUUCUGAGAAAGUUCCUGGUCUUUAUGACGAUGUUGUAUUUCCUCCCGAGAAAUCUUUCUUUGUUACAUUAGGAGUGAAUAUGGCAUUUAAAGUCAAAUCUCUAAAGAUAUCUGGAAGCUCCCUGUCAACCAGUUCGUUCAAAAGUUUUGUACAGAGUGCUGACGGUUCCAGGAUGUUCCCGCCUCCAAAUCAAGGAGCUGGUGUCUUGUCAUCAGUGACUAUAUCACGUACUAAGUGUAAAACACCAAAAUCUGGAUGUGCAUCUGGAAACGACCAAGGGCAGAUAUUAGAUGAGAUAUGUAAGAUAUAUAAAGACAGAUGUAAUAGAGCGAGAUGUCAAUCAUCUCUUACACCAUUAGCUUCAUGUUGUCAAAUAUGUGGUGGCCUGUUCAACGUUACAAUUGAUACUGGAUUUAAUAUCACAGAGUUUGAAAACAUCUUACAAACACAGUUUCUAUCUGGAAAGACUGGUACAGAGAUGAUUGUAUCUAGAUUAAGUAUAAAGGAGAAUUUGGUACAGCUGGUCAUUAGAGAUAAAACAGGUGAAGUCAGCACUAAAACAGCUAUGGACAUUAAAAAUGACAUGGACAAAGAUUUAUCUCAGGGUGGACAUAAGUACGCUAUAUCUUCUGUAUCCUUAGCUGUAUCCGGGGCUGGUAUUGGACCUAAUGGACCAUCCGCUAACACAGGCAAACUCGGUGGAGGUGGUAUAACGGGCAUCGUGAUUGGUAUAAUGAUAGCUGUUGCUAUAGUUUUACUGGUACUCUACCUUCUCAACGAAAAUAAUCGAAGAAAUCUGAGGAAUAGAAUGAGUCGACUGACACAACCGACUAGCAACGUCACAAUGGGUGGAGGAAACCCCAUCACAAGAAGAAUCCAAACUCUUAGACACAACUUCAACCGUGGUGAUGAUGAUUUACAUUCUAUUGGUACAGAACUGGGCACUAUUAACACCUCAUUUGAAAAUCAAAUGUACGGUGAACCUUUAGACGACAGAAAUAUACAAGAUUUUCACUUGUCUUUGAGUGAAACUCAACCAGCAACUUUUGAUAGCAGUGGUUUUGACAAUCCUCUUUAUGACACUAAGGAACCAGCAAGUACUGGAAAAGAGUCGUCUAAAAAGAAAAAGAAAGACGCCGGUGAUAGCGGACAUUUGUAAAGGGAUAAAAACUAGAUUAAUAAAAACACAUAGAUUAUCACAAUUA